Messenger RNA from Racocetra persica, 451 nucleotides. The record is from the annotation of a GenBank genome assembly. NCBI's taxonomy places the organism in Eukaryota, Fungi, Glomeromycota, Glomeromycetes, Diversisporales, Gigasporaceae.
GCAGACUAAUGUAAAACUAAAUAAGCCAGAAUAUAUAGGAUCAUGUAUUCUCAAUCUUUCUAAAUAUUAUAUGUAUGACUUUUGGUAUAGUUAUUUCAAAAAGAAAUACGGGGAUAAAGUAAAACUCCUAUAUACUGAUACAGAUUCAUUAAUCAUAGAAAUUGAGACUGAAAAUAUUUAUCAAGACAUGAUAAACGAUUGUAAGCGUGUAUUAAAAAAUACUAAAGUAAUAGGUAAGUGGAAGAAUGAAAAUGGAGGAGAUAGAGCUAUCGGCUAUACAGGAGUUCGUGCAAAAUGUUAUAGUGUUGUGUGUGAAAAUUCACGAAAAAAUAUGAUCAAGGCCAAGGGUCUUAAAAAAUCUCUCAUCAAGAAAGAGCUUACACAUAAAAUAUUCGAGAACUGUGUUUUAGAAGGGAAAGAAGAUCAACCACAAACUGCUCAAUUCCUCUGA